CGCCGUCAUCGUUGUGUCGUUGUUACUGCUGCUGCGCUUCCGCAAUUGCGUAGCAAUGAGUCACUCGGGACUAGUUACGUACCCGCCGUCGAUUCGUUCGUCCGCAAUAUAUCAUUUUGAUAUCAUUUUCCCCGUGCACACGCACGCCUCUCACGUACGAUUCCGCGUGAACACCACGGUAUGGUGUGACCCAUGAGGUGAACAUCUCGACGAUCUCCCCGUAGAUCGUGGAUCAUCCCCUUCGCUGGGAAAUGCGGUUGAGAACACAUCUCUAGAUCCUGUCGCAGAGAACAAUGAAUCCAUCCACGAUGUCCAGUGCCGAGAACAAUAGAGAAAAUAUUGAUUGCAUCGACAUCUGCGACGAGGACGACAGGGAGAGGCUGAUCAAGCCGAGGAACAACUUUGCAUCAUAUUCCAACAACGAUAUCAACGUGCGAUUUCGGAGCAGCGCCAACGUUAAUACAUCGUACAGCGAAAUAGAGGCUAUCUUGGGUCAACCCAAAAGGGUGCACGUCGAGGAUAUAACUCCAGGAGCGACUAAUUUCUUAUCAACCAAUUACGAAAGUCUGGAUUAUGAUCCCUGUGAAAAUUAUCUUCUACAAGAUGAAGAGAGGAAAAAGGGAUACAAGUUUGUUGUUAAAAAGAAUUUCGCCAGAUGGUUCAUCUUCCUCCUGAUCGGAAUUUGCACUGCACUCAUAGCAUGCUUUGUAGAUAUAUUAAUAGAGGAAUUAUCCAGCAAAAAAUAUGGCUGGCUUAAGAAAUAUGUAGAUCACUGUGUGAUAGAAGGAUGCCUGUGGUUACCGUAUGUGAUGUGGUUAGUGUCAAAUAUGAUACCAGUCUUCAUAGGUGCCGUCUUAGUGGCCUUCAUUGAGCCUGUUGCUGCGGGGAGUGGUAUUCCGCAAGUAAAAUGUUAUUUGAAUGGAGUCAAAAUACCGCGAGUUGUGCGCAUUAAAACAUUGGCUGUGAAAUCUAUCGGUGUUAUAUGCACCGUAGUUGGAGGCCUAGCAGGAGGCAAGGAAGGUCCUAUGAUCCAUUCUGGUGCUAUCAUAGCUGCAGGGAUCUCUCAGGGUAAAAGUACGACUUUUAAGAAGGAUUUAAAAAUAUUCGAAUACUUCAGAGAAGAUCAUGAGAAACGAGAAUUCGUGUCCGGAGGUGCUGCGUCCGGAGUGUCGGCGGCUUUCGGAGCACCUAUUGGUGGAGUCUUGUUCAGUAUAGAAGAAGGUACUAGUUUUUUCAAUCAAAGUCUUACAUGGAGAACAUUCUUCGCCAGCAUGAUCACUACGUUCACUUUGAAUGUGAUUUUGAGUGCGUAUCAUGGGCAUCCCGGAGAACUCUCGUAUCCUGGUCUGUUAAAUUUAGGAAAAUUCGACUCGAUUCCAUAUCAGAUCUAUGAGAUACCUCUAUUCAUGAUAAUGGGCACGUUCGGCGGAUUGCUCGGCGCUCUGUGGAAUCAUAUCAAUUACAAGAUCACUUGCUUCCGCUUGCGUUUCGUGACACAAAAAUGGCAGAAAGUGAUCGAGGCUCUUCUAGUAGCGAUAUUGAGCGCGACGAUGGGAUCCCUAAUGAUAUACUUUGUCAAUGACUGUAAACCAUUAGGUAACGAUCCCACCAAGUUUCCGGUACAAAUGUAUUGCGCGGAAGGGGAAUACAAUGCAGUAGCCGCGUUGUGGUUUCAGACCCCGGAAAGUAGCGUACGAUCUUUGUUUCAUGAUCCUAAAGGUGCUCACAAUGAUAUGACGCUAGCAAUUUUUGUUGUACUGUAUUUCUUUCUUGCUGCGACGACUUUCGGCCUAUCAAUGUCAAGUGGCCUUUUCAUUCCCUCCCUGCUGAUUGGAUCCGCAUGGGGUAGAUUAAUUGGAUCGGGUCUCUCAAGAUUGUGUCCAAAUUGUGAAGUAUUAGAUCCUGGCAAAUACGCUUUAUUAGGUGCUGCCGCACAAUUGGGAGGGGUAGUCAGGAUGACAAUAAGUUUAACCGCGAUCUUAAUAGAAGCAACUCAGGGAAUAUACUUUGGUUUACCUGUUAUAAUAGUCCUUAUAAUGGCAAAGUGGGUUGGCGAUUUCUUUAAUGAGGGAAUUUAUGAUAUUCACAUACAAAUGGCAGGAAUACCAUUACUUCCGUGGGAACCGCCUCCACUUUCGAAUAAUAUUUACGCAACUGAGAUAAUGAGCCAUCCUGUCGUGGUGCUAAAAACUGUUGAAAAUGUAGGGCACAUUGUCGAGCUUUUGAAAUGCGUUACAUUCAAUGGAUUUCCAGUAGUUGAUCCACCAAGUAGCGAUCAGGCUGAAAUAAAUUCAUACGGUCGACUCCGAGGUUUAAUAUUACGUUCUCAGUUAAUAGUACUUUUAAAAAAUAAAGUAUUCAAUGAGUAUGAGGAUUUUUGGGAAAAACCUUUGAGUAUAAAGAUCUUUCGAAAUGAGUAUCCUAGAUAUCCAACCAUUGAGCAAGUUGCCAUCACUGAUGAAGAAAAAACCUACACGAUUGAUUUGAGACAUUUUAUGAAUCCUUCUCCCUAUACAGUACAACAUUCUGCAACACUGCCAAGAACAUUCAGGCUCUUUAGAGCAUUAGGAUUACGUCAUGUACUAGUGGUAAAUGAUACUAAUGAAGUAAUUGGUAUUAUUACUCGAAAAGAUGUUGCCAGAUUCAGGAUAUGGAAGCAUCGUGGAAGAAUGGGGCUGGACGAACUUUUAAUCACUAACAAAAUUUAAUUUUGUCUUUUUUUUUAGAACUCUAUUUUGCUCGAAUUUUAUCGCAUUUAAAAUUUUGCUAGUUUGUUAUAACAUGUCAUUUUAUUAUGUAAUAAAUUUUAAAUGUG
Messenger RNA from Pogonomyrmex barbatus (red harvester ant), 2815 nucleotides. It is a transcript of the gene ClC-b, whose product is annotated as chloride channel protein 7. Gene Ontology annotation, molecular function: chloride transmembrane transporter activity. Gene Ontology annotation, cellular component: intracellular membrane-bounded organelle; lysosomal membrane. Lineage: Eukaryota; Metazoa; Arthropoda; Insecta; Hymenoptera; Formicidae. Gene Ontology annotation, biological process: transmembrane transport; chloride transport. The record is from RefSeq and is a predicted model, not a curated record.